AUGGGAGAUCUUAUUUCCCCGGUCGGCUCUCCGUUGAGUUCGGCGUGUUCCCUGUCCCCACCUCCCAGUCCGAUGGUCUAUCUGUCGCCGCCUCCGUCACAGGACUCUGAGCCUUCUGCCGCCUCCAACGACUUGCCGCCCGCCAGGAAGAAACGUCGCGUCACCGCCCCUCCGAAAGAACGCCGAACGCAGCUUUUGGAUCUAUCUGCCACGUCCGGCCUCUCCCACGCCCAACAGCAAUCUCAGAUCGACCUGUUAACAAAAACCAUUCGCCGUCAUCGCAAGAUCGUGGUCAUCGCUGGAGCUGGCAUCUCCACCUCUGCGGGCAUUCCCGACUUCCGCUCCACUGAUGGGCUAUUUAAGUCCCUGCAGAAGAAGCAUAACCUCAAGGCUUCCGGCAAACUUCUCUUCGAUGCCGCCGUUUACCAGGAUGAGAACUUGACGGCCUCGUUCCAGGAUAUGGUCCGGUCGCUCUCCGAGGAGGCGGCCAAGACGUCCCCCACGGCUUUUCACCACAUGCUGGCCCGUCUGGGCCAGGAAGGUCGCCUCACGCGACUCUACACUCAAAAUAUCGAUGGAAUCGAAACCUCGAUGCCGCCCCUGGCUACGCAAAUCCCGCUGAAUGUGAAGGCCCCCUGGCCGCGCACCAUUCAACUCCACGGCAGUCUCGACAAGGUGGUCUGUCAGAAGUGUCGCCAUCUGACGGAUUUCGACUCGGCCAUGUUCGAUCGUCCCGAUGCCCCCGAGUGCCCGGAGUGCUCCAGGAAUAACCAGUUUCGCAUCGAAACCGGCCAGCGCAGCCACGGCGUGGGGAAGAUGCGCCCGCGCAUCGUCCUCUACAACGAGCACAACCCUGACGAGGAGGCCAUUACGUCGGUCAUGAACGCCGACAUCCGCUCCCGUCCCGAUGCGCUCAUUGUGGUCGGCACCAGCCUGAAGAUUCCUGGUGUUCGUCGCCUCGUCAAGAGUCUGUGCCAUGUGAUUCGGAGUCGUCGCAACGGCGUCACUAUGUGGAUCAAUAAUGAGCCCCCGGUCGGCCGCGAUUUCGAGGAUUGCUGGGAUCUGAUGGUCAAGGGGAACUGCGAAGAGGUUGCUCGACUCGCCAAUCUGAAGCGAUGGGAUGAUCAGUCCGAUUCGGUGUUCGACGAAUGUAGCCUCUCCGAGGUGGAGCGGGUCAAGAGCGAGCAGGAUGUAUCCAUCGUGGUCCAGACGCAAACGCCGAAGAAGAAACAGAAGACCCAAACUGCCGCGCAAGAUUCCCAACCCUGCCAGCCGUGGACGGAAUCUCAACGAGGUGCUUCAGGCGACCAAAGCGACCGGACCGAAGAAGAAGGGCCCACAGAAGGCUGCACCGCGCAAAACCAACAAGAAGGGACAGGCGACCAAGAAUGCGACCAUCAAUUCGAAGUUCAAGGCUGCCAAGCCCCAGAGCGUUGCGACCGACAGCAAGGCACUCAAGCCGGAAAAGGAUGA
Aspergillus terreus NIH2624 is the source of this 1473-nucleotide messenger RNA. Its product is annotated as putative SIR2 family histone deacetylase (Hst4). Gene Ontology annotation, molecular function: histone deacetylase activity, NAD-dependent; NAD+ binding. The transcript has 3 exons. The coding region runs from base 1 to 1473 and encodes 490 amino acids. Gene Ontology annotation, cellular component: mating-type region heterochromatin. Gene Ontology annotation, biological process: regulation of DNA repair; negative regulation of transcription by RNA polymerase II; replication-born double-strand break repair via sister chromatid exchange. The record is from RefSeq and is a predicted model, not a curated record. NCBI's taxonomy places the organism in Eukaryota, Fungi, Ascomycota, Eurotiomycetes, Eurotiales, Aspergillaceae.